Messenger RNA from Acaulospora morrowiae, 1418 nucleotides. Lineage: Eukaryota; Fungi; Glomeromycota; Glomeromycetes; Diversisporales; Acaulosporaceae. The record is from the annotation of a GenBank genome assembly.
AUGAGAAAAAAUCUUCUCGAAGGAUUAUCAAAGGAUUUCGGGGAAUACCUAAAGGAAGGAGGAGGAUAUGACGUAAAAAUACACAUUGGGGAACAUCAUGAUCAGAAGACAUUCGAAGCACAUUCAAUGGUACUCGCCGCAAGAUCACCCUAUUUUCGAAGGGAAAUAAGUGACAUACCUCUGAAUUCUAGAAAGAGUGUUAUUGAAUUACGUGAAUCAGAAAUCCCACCAAAUGUUUUUGAGCUAUUGUUGAGAUAUAUUUACACUGGAAUAGUACCGCUACAUAAUCCUGAAUCGGAAGACUUUCUAGAUAUUCUUCUUGCCACGAAUGAACCAUUGCUAAGCAAUGAUCCGAGUUCGGUGGUUGAUUUUAUUCUCACCGCCGACAAAUUAGAACUCAGCGAAUUGGUAAACUAUCUUCAGAAUGUCCUCAUAGAAGAUAGAACCGAAUGGUUAUACAAGAACAUUGAUAAGGUUUAUUCGCGAAUUUCCCGUCACCAUUCAUUAAAAAUUCUCAAAGAUUUCUACAAGGACAUCAUCAGAACCAAUGUGGAGUUGAUGUUUCAGUCGGAUAAUUUUUUCAGUAUGCCAUUGAAUGAUGUGAUUCUAAUGGUAUCCAGGGAUGAUCUCUUGGUGGAUGAAGUUGAGGUCUGGAAUCAGGUGGUCAGAUGGUGUGUCUCUCAAUUCCCGGAUCUCUCAAGAAAUCCCGAACAUUGGACAUCUAAAGAGUGCGACGAUGUGAGGUCAAAGAUGGAAAAUUUUAUUGAUUUAAUUAGGUGGGCAUCUAUUUCCGGCGAUGAAUUCACCGUUCAUGUUGUACCAUAUGCAAAAAUUCUGCCAGUGAGGCUAUAUCAAGACCUUGUGAGAUAUCACGUGAAUCAAAAUGAGAGACCGAGAUCUCUCGAUUUACCAAGACGUGUAGGAAAAAUUGAGUCGGAUUUGAUAUCCUUCAAGCAUGCAAGUCUUAUUUCGCAAUGGGUCAAGGAUCAAAACGAGAAAUCCAUUUGGCAAUGGUUCGCAUCAAAAAAAGAAGUAAACGCAGAAAAAAAGACAGUACAAUAUCGUUAUAAUCUUCUUAUCCGAGGGAGUCAAAAUGGCUUUAGCAAAUCAGAUUUCCUCGAAGCAUGCCAAUAUAAAGGUCCGACCAUUACACUCGUCAGACUCGAAGGAUCAGAUUUGAUAAUCGGAGGUUACAAUCCAACCCCAUGGGCACCUUCCGAAAAACCCAACCCUCGAACACGAAAGAGUUUUAUCUUUGCAUUUGAUAAUGUUCGCGGCGAUCCAGUGGAAGUUGGAAGAGCCAGCAAGUUGGAAAAUUCUGGGACCUAUCCUAUCGUAUCUAUAACCGAUGAAGGUUUAAAAUUCGGGAAAGAUUUGUCUUUGACAUUUACCGACAUCCAUAAUGAAAUAGGUCCCAC